This is a messenger RNA of Mesorhabditis belari, 654 nucleotides long. The record is from the annotation of a GenBank genome assembly. Lineage: Eukaryota; Metazoa; Nematoda; Chromadorea; Rhabditida; Rhabditidae.
AUGUCGCUAACUGAUGCGCACCGUCUAAUCUAUGGCCAAUAUGAAUUGUCCUGUGAGCAAGCGUACAAAUUGACAGUCUGGGCGGCGUGUCGAGCCGUGAUUUUCGGUUGUAUCGUCAUUUCGGUGGGACUCGGCAUGACAGCGCUUGGAUAUUUCGAUAAACACUUUAGCAUGUACACUGAGCACAUCAACGGCACCGAAAUCGAGCGGAUAGACCGAGUGAUUGCCUAUCAAUUGAAAAGUCUUCAGUAUAUUGGUCCAAUUCUGAUGGGCAUUGGAACGUUUGUGUUGAUCAUCGCUUGCGUGAUCACCCUGGAAAGCCGGGAUAAGCAUACGCAGGUGAUUCACGAAGAGUCACAAGAGAUCCGAAGACGUCGACAGCAAUCGAUCGACGACGAUCGAGAACAAUUGAUCAUUGAUGGUGGGAAUCAUUGCAUAGAGCAACAAUCCGAGAUUCACACCGUUUCCAAGAGAGAUUCGAGACGAGAGAGCGGUCUCUCCAAAUGCAGUACAGGCACGGCAACAAGCGGCUCCCCACUAUUUGCUCGAGUUCCCCGACGAUUAAGUCAAGGACCAGCGCCACUUGCUGAAGUCGACGAAAGCCUCAAUAACUCGAUACAAUCGAUAAACGAACAACAUAUCCCGCAGUCGGGA